Molecule: messenger RNA, 2298 nt
Organism: Gracilinanus agilis (Agile Gracile Mouse Opossum)
Lineage: Eukaryota; Metazoa; Chordata; Mammalia; Didelphimorphia; Didelphidae
Product: HAUS augmin-like complex subunit 6
Exons: 5
Biological process (GO): spindle assembly
Cellular component (GO): mitotic spindle microtubule; HAUS complex
Molecular function (GO): microtubule binding
Source: RefSeq, a predicted model, not a curated record
AUGAACUCCCCUGCUGUAGCAUCUCCAACCUGGAAGAAGGACCACUUGUGGCAGAUCCUGUUGGAGCUGGACUUCGAGCCUGACAAGGCCAAGGCCAAAGCGGGGAAGCUCAUUAUGCACACGAAGCUGGGCGCGAACAUGUUUGACAAACCUAACAGUGAUGCCUUUCACAUAGUUGCCUACAUUUUGUUUACUGCUCUGAAUCCAUCCCAUGCCAAAGAAGUCUUCAGAUUUUGUUGGCCUCCAAUAGACCAAAAAGCUGAUGUUGAAUUUCAGAAACAGUGCUGUGAGUGGUUGAAAAAAAUUUCUGAUGAAUGUGGUAGCAGCUUUCCUCAAGUCAUUGGUUCAUUGUUUCUUUUUCCUGGUGGCCCUAAGUUUGUUUGUCUCAUGUACUGUUUUGCAAGAUUUGUUGCAGCACAAUAUAUUAAAACCAACUCUGAAAGUUCUAAUAAUAAGUACUUCAUAGAGACAUUUAAUAAAAAGUCUCAAGUGCCCUAUAAGUCCUUUACAAGAUGUUACAUAGGACGAACCAGGUUUUUACAAAUUUUACAAAAAGAAGAUUCUCUGAUUCGACAAUACCAGGAAAAUUCUCAAGCAUUAAUUAAAAAAAUAAGAGAUUUGAAUUCAUAACAUACUGAAAAAUUGCAAAAAUUACACAAAAAGAACCAGAAUGAAGACCCAAGAGAUAUAUUAGAAAAAGUUCAAAAGGUUCGAUUGAUGUGGGAUUCUCUGAUGGAAACUUUUACAUUUUUGGAAAAAGAAAGAGAAGUUGUUAAUUCGGUUAUUACAGGUCAUGUUGAUCAGUAUACUUUGGAUGGAGCUGGUGGUGCUAUUAAGAUUCCAAGGCUCUUGCUGGAUAGAAUUGAAAAACAAAUGUGCUAUUUAUUUAUAGGAAACCUUUAUGAAGAUGGAAAAUUGAAUCUUUUAACUGUUAUUCAAUUACUAAAUGAAGCCCUGAAGAUUUUAAAAAAUGAAUGUAGUCAUACUGACCAAACAGGAUUGACAGCAGACCUUACUUAUGUUGAGAGAGAGGCCAGAGUUCAGAAAAUCACUUUAUCACAUGUGAAGCAGUUGAGUCUAAUUAAAGAUGAGACUCCAGCCCUGGAUCUUUUACCCAAAAUGUCUCCUCUUUCAUUUGAUCCUGCUUCAGAAGAAGUUUAGGAAAAUAGUGUCUUCUAUCGAUAUCCCAUAUCACUUCCAGAUGCAUCUAACAAGCAUACCCAAGAAGAUUUCCAUGGGAUGGAUGAUAAUGCAAUAAGAACUGAGGAUGAUAGUGCAAUAAGAACUACAGAUGAACUAGACAGAGAUGUAGAAUUAGGGACCUUAAUCAACCAUUUAUUUUCUAAUCCAUUUUUGACAAGGAAGUAGUUUCUAAGAACUCCAGAAAAUUUGACUCCUGAAAUUAGAAACUCACAAAGAGAAGUUUUUCAAGAUGAAGUUGAUCCAGAUAUAGAGGUGGCUCAAACAGAUGCUGUAUUAAAUGAUCAAACAUGUUUAAACAUGAACAGUUUUCUCUUGGGGAAAAGAUCUCCAAAAUUUGGGCCUCAAGAGAAUAUAGGAACUAGUCACCUUGACCCACUAACAAGCAAAGGCGCAGAAAUUUUAACCAAAGGAAUCCAGGAUCAGAACUCAGAAUGCUCAGCUUUACAAGAAGAUCUUGAAGAAAGUGACUAUACAGGAUCAAUUUUAUCUGCUGCAGAAAAUAAGAUGGAUGGAGUUAAUGGCAAAGAAGAGCAUGUUAAAAAAUUGAACUUCUCAUUUGCAUCUUGUAAAGAACAGUCUUGGGUGUUGAAUUCUAUGAUCCCGAAUGAAAUUAGUUCUAAUAGUAAUAAGGCUGCCCAUUUUAAUAUAUUACAUGAAACCGCUCCAGAAGUAGCUGACAAUUUGACUCUUAAUAGCUCCUUUAGCACAGAAUCCAUUGAUGAAGCAGGGCAGUAUAGUUCAGUGGCUAAUGAUGUCUUAAUGGAAGAGACAGAGAGAAAAAUAUCAAAUAUUGAAGAAAGAACUUUGGAUUUUGAGGCUAUCCGCAAAUUGGGCUAUGCUUCAAAUAAUGUGGAAACAGAUGACAUAGUUAAUUUUCUCGGAGAUUUUCCUGCUCUAUGCACAGAAAACACAAGACCACCUCUACGAAUGUCCCUUGGUGAAAGAAAAUCUCUUUCACCACUUAUUAAGUUUUCUCCAGAAGAAUGAAGACUAAGGCCCACAAAGCCAAACAGUAUUGGAGAAUUUUUACCUUAUUUAAAGGAAGAAGACAACUUGGAUUAAAGUCUGAAGAAGAUGGAGCAGUUGCACAAUUAA